This is a messenger RNA of Thlaspi arvense, 567 nucleotides long. The record is from the annotation of a GenBank genome assembly. NCBI's taxonomy places the organism in Eukaryota, Viridiplantae, Streptophyta, Magnoliopsida, Brassicales, Brassicaceae.
CCACCGUUCCCUCCCUUGGGGAAGCAGAGACAUCAUCAGGAUUUCAGCCAUGGGAUUCAUAUGGGCAGAGCUUCUUGUUCUCCGACUAUGCAGCCGCCGGCUCCUCCUCUUCUUGCUUCUCUGCCAGUAGCUGCGAUGGAGCCGGUGGUUAAGAAGAAGCGUGGAAGCCCGACGAAGUAUGUGCCUGAUAACAAGAUUGAUCUCGGCCGACGAUCUAUUAUAAACGAUUUAUACGACGACUGGAAAGUUUGUCGAUUCGUCUCUGGCUUCUCCGGCACUGCCUCGGGCGAUGAGAUCCCCUUGUGCGACGCCAACAUCAUCUCGAUAACUUUUAUGAUUCUCCAUUUAACCUUGAGAUUACGAUUUUCCAAUUGUUUUGAUACCUCCUUCAUUUUCUUCGGAUGUUUGAUUUUCUUUCGUGUUUAUCUGAAAGAGCUUGCAGAAGCCCAGAAAGGCCAAGAUGAAGGGCUUGAGAAGAAAUGCAUCAUGCGCCAAUCGUGGGCUCUUGUUCAUUCAAAGAUACCCGCGGAUAUACAGCGUGGGAUAGCUAUGCUUGAAGAUAAAUAA